Hipposideros armiger (great roundleaf bat) is the source of this 947-nucleotide messenger RNA. RefSeq names its product centromere protein U (gene CENPU). Gene Ontology annotation, cellular component: nucleus. The record is from RefSeq and is a predicted model, not a curated record. The annotation marks the transcript as partial. The transcript has 7 exons. Lineage: Eukaryota; Metazoa; Chordata; Mammalia; Chiroptera; Hipposideridae.
CGCCCCCAACCCUGGGUUUGGAUCCGUCCCUUACUGAGCAGUGCGCGUUCGACUUUUUGACACUGGCCUCCGGCUUCCCCGCUGCCGUGGGCGGGACCAGGAGGCUCCAGCGCUCUGUAGCCUUUGAAAACUGGCUCAGAGCGCGGGUAGAGAAGGGAAAGCUUGGCAAAUCUUUGGCGGCUCAGGGGCCGUUAGCAACUGGUUGUAAAUCUCGGACUCCAGCUCCGCUUUCGUACUUAGCCAGGCCGUGUUUUCCCUCAAACUCUUUCACGGGGCGGAGCCCUGGGACCGGGCUGUUUACGGACCGGGUGCAAGCGUGUUACGUAAUCGUCUGCUCGGACCGGAUUGGCCACUCGGAGCGGCAGGGGUUUGGCGGGAAGUUUGUGAGCUCCUCCAGCGGGGAAAGCGGUCGGCCUGGAUGGCUUCUUGGCGGCGGGUGCGGACCCCCGGACGCGCGAGUGUGAAAUAUUCAAAGAACACUGUAGGAAGAACACAUUUCACAGAACAUGAAGCUGGCCAACAGCAUAAGCCUACGGAUGUAUUUGAUUUUUCUGACAAUUCUGAUAUCUCAAGCAUGGGCAGGAUGAGUGAAAAUGAGAAAGAUGAAGAAUCUUAUGAAAACUUUGAGCCUCCUUUACACAGCACUGCUAUUUAUGCUGAUGAAGCUGAACUCUCCAAACACAGCAGAUCAUUUAUCCCUUCAACUCCUCAAGGAAAAGAAGCAAAAAGAAGCUCGAACACUUCUGAAAUUGAAGAAAGUGCAAAUGAAUCUGUAAAAAUUAGUGCAAAAAAGCCAAGAAGAAAACUCAAGCCCAUUAGUGAUGACUCUGAAAGUGCUAAGGAAAGUAAUGUAAUAAUAAAAGGUAAACCAGCAGAGAAAAAAACUCAGAAAAAGAAAAUAUCUCAAAGCAAAAGGAAGAAAUCAAGACGUGAUGACACAAACUCAG